This is a messenger RNA of Lottia gigantea (owl limpet), 2441 nucleotides long. RefSeq lists its product as hypothetical. NCBI's taxonomy places the organism in Eukaryota, Metazoa, Mollusca, Gastropoda, Lottiidae. The coding region runs from base 1 to 1980 and encodes 659 amino acids. The record is from RefSeq and is a predicted model, not a curated record. Gene Ontology annotation, molecular function: protein binding. The transcript has 13 exons.
AUGUUAUUGCAUCUUCAUAAAAACAAUUAUUUUUCAUUUAUUGGCAAAUCAAUUUUUUUAUUACUGGUACUCUUCGAAAUAAGGAUACCGAGGUCAAGUCAGGAUCAUAUUCAGAAUUUAUUAUAUUAUGUUAUAGGUGAUAGGGUUAUAUUUGCUGAGAGUCCGUCUGCUCCUGGUAUACCAGUAGUGUAUAGAACAUCAGAAGAAAGAACAACUAAUCCUGAUCGACUCAAUUUAGACAGACGUAAAUUAAAGAUAUGUCCUAUAUUAGAGGGAGAAGAACAGCUACGUCUGUUGAACUAUCAACAUAACUACAUCUCUCAAAUACAACAUCUGAGUACUUUAAAACGUCUUAUAUUCCUAGAUCUUUAUGAUAAUCAUAUAGAGGAAAUAACAGGAUUAAAUUCAUUAAGAUCUCUUCGUGUUUUAAUGUUGGGUAAAAAUAGAAUAAGAAAAAUUGAAAAUUUAGAGGCUUUAACUAAACUGGAUGUUUUAGAUUUACAUGGUAAUCAGAUUCAGAUUAUAGAAAAUCUAUCACAUCUUGGUGAAUUACGGGUAUUGAAUUUAGCUGGUAAUCAAAUAGUACAUGUUGAUAAUAUCAGUGGCAUGGAUGCUUUAGCUGAAUUAAAUCUUCGUAGAAAUCAAAUACAAACUGUGAUAGAUGUUGAUAAUUUACCUAAUUUACAGAGGUUAUUUCUGAGUAUAAAUGAUAUUAGUUGUUUUGAAGAUAUACAGUGUUUAAGUGAAUCACAUUGUUUAUCUGAAAUAUCACUAGAUGGUAAUCCACUGUGUCAAGAUCAGUAUUAUAAACAAAUUAUAUUGAGAAAUAUGCAGCAGUUAAAACAACUUGAUAUGAAGAAAGUCUCAGAGGAAGAAAGAAGAAUAGCUUUAGUUAUGGCUAGAAAAGAAGCUGAGAAGAGAAGGGAGAGUAAUAAAAUAGCUAUUAUGAAGGAGAAGCGUAGAAUAGCUAUAUCUGGGGUGAAAAGAAAUUGGGAGUUAAAACAAGGAUCUCAUAUAGCUAAAACUGGGAGUUUAAUACGAACAUCUCCUAUGCCGGAAUUAUUUGCAAACCAUAUUGGUACACUAAAGAAUAGUGAUAUAUUAUUUCACAAUGAUAAAGAUGAUAGUGAAUCAAGUGGUAUUACUAAUAUUGAUAAAGGUAUAAGUGAGUAUGCUGAAUUAGAUGGUGAUACUUUUACUCUAUAUGGACAUCAAGCCCUAGAGAAUUUAGAAAGAAACUGGGGAAUUCAGGCAGCAGGAUCAAUUACUACUAUUGUAUUUAAAUUUGUAGACUUUGAACAUGUUGCUAAAAUAUUACACAAAAUACGAACCAGAUUUCCAGCUACGCAGACACUGGUAUUUAGUGCUACAAAUAUCCACAGUUUACAACAAAUUAAUGCAUUAUCUCAUGUAAGAAGACUGGAUAAUUUGACUAUAGAUCUAGAUGGAAAUCCAGUUACUAAAUUUACAUUAUGGAGAAUGUAUACUAUCUUUCGUUUAGCUCAUUUUUCAUUGAAGAAAAUUAAUGACAUAGAGGUCAGUCCAUCAGAUAUAGUAAAUGCUGAAAAAUUGUUUGGACCCUUGUCUCAUAUUACCACAUCUCAACUACCACAAUCUCGAUUAUUAUCUCUUCUUGGUGAAACUAGAAAAAAACAGUUGGUAGCUUUAAGUGAAGAUAAAAAUAGAAAAGGUGAUAAACAUGCUGAGAAAGCUCAAGGAGAAUUUGUAGGUAGAGCUGGUUUGACCUAUCAGAGUGCUGAUAAUCUUACAAAACAACAGGAAUCAGAAGGAAAGAAGAAAAUAGCUAAAAAUUUCAUCAAUGAAUUUUCUAAAGAGACAAUAUUUAACAAUAAGAAACAAUCUGAAUUUCAACGUUUAUGGUCUGUGAUAUUUUAUGAAAUGGUGCAGUCAGCAUUAGGUGAUAUGUCUAAUAUGAGAGAGUAUAUGAAAAAUUGUAUGGAGAUGUGCGAAAAUAGUUAGAAGUACACAAAAACUUCAGUUCAUUAUUAUGCCUGUUUUUUUAAAUGAAAUAUAAUAAGCCAAUAGUAUUAAUGAUCUUGACAUUUCAAAACAUGGAUAUGUCCUGGACAAUUUCAAAUUGUGAAAGGGUCUUGGACUUGUCCUUGAUAUGAAUUAACCUUCUGACUACAUUAACUAAGGUAGAAUUUUGACAUCCAAUGAAUUCAUAUGGCUUAGUGAUCUAACUUUAUGGUAUUUCAAUUAUUUAGUUCUUGUGACUACACAAGGAGCCAAUGUCAAUUAGUGUUGUUUGACUCCAUUCUUUGUCUAACUCCAGAGCCAGCAAGUGUAACUAUUUUGUUUGUAAAUAAGAGUACUUUUUUUUUCUAGCUUUUUGACUGUCAGCUCAACUUGAUUUGUGUUUCAACUUUGAUCUCAACUUUAUAUCCUUUUGUCACUAUGCAAUAAAUCUUAAAUUAUUU